Penicillium coprophilum is the source of this 828-nucleotide messenger RNA. RefSeq names its product esterase/lipase family protein. NCBI's taxonomy places the organism in Eukaryota, Fungi, Ascomycota, Eurotiomycetes, Eurotiales, Aspergillaceae. Gene Ontology annotation, molecular function: lipase activity. Gene Ontology annotation, biological process: lipid catabolic process. The transcript has a single exon. The record is from RefSeq and is a predicted model, not a curated record. Bases 1 to 828 code for a protein of 275 amino acids.
AUGCCUUCAUUCACCAAGUUGGCGCUCUCUGCCCUCGCGGCUACGACAGCCGUCGCAACAGGAAUCAACGAUUUCUCCUGCAAAAGCUCUUACAAUCCAGUUGUCCUUCUGCACGGGCUUGGCGCGACAUUCUAUGAAGAUCUCAACUUCAUGCAGUACUGGCUGCAAACGCAAGGCUUCUGCACGUACGCGAUCACCUAUGGCGCAUACGAUGGCUUCCCGUUGCUUGGCGGCUUGAAGGCAAUCAACGAGAGCGCCCCCGAAAUUGCUUCAUACAUCAAAGAGGUCGUGCAAAAGACCGGCAAGAGCAAAGUCGACCUUGUCGGCCACUCGGAGGGUGCUUUCCAAGCCUUGUACGUGCCCAAGUUCGAGGGUGUCGCCCAUCUCGUCGACAAGAUCGCUGCUAUUGCACCUCCCACCCAUGCUACCACAUUUGCCAAUAUCUAUGACCUCGCAUACUUGUUCGGUAAAGCGUCGCGCGACGUCGUGAGCGAAGUGCUGCAUACCCUCGGCUGCCCUGCUUGUGAUGAUCUCGGCCCCGAUGGUGCUGCCGUUAAACGCUUGAAUGAUGGUACCCCUAUCGCGCAGCCCGGUAACAGUGUCACUAUCAUUGCGUCCAAGUACGAUGAGCUGGUCACUCCUCCGACGACAUCGUUUGUCCACGAAGAAGGCGUCACCAACCGUUGGAUUCAGGAUACUUGCCCAUUGGACCCUGUUGGUCACAUUGGCGAAGCUUAUGACCUGAAUGUCUGGCACUUGGUCAAGAACGUCCUCGCCUCGACCCCCAAUGAGAAGUUUUUGUGUCUGCUUGGGUCACCGGGUAAAUAA